UAGACAGGUGAUACCUCAUUCUGAAAGAGAUCAGAAGAAAAGCAACAUUUGUAGCCGCUAUGUGGACUUUGGUAGCCUCCGUAUUGUGUCUGAUGACCUCUCUCACACACACUGAAGAGACCUGCCCAGAUGUAAAACUUGUUGGAAUUGAAGGCUCUGACAAGGUGGCUAUACUUCGUGGGUGUCCUGGGUUGCCUGGACCUCCAGGCCAGAAAGGUGAACCCGGUGCUCCCUCAGAGAAAGGGCCAAAGGGAGAACAUGGGAAAGCUGGACCUGCCGGGUCACCAGGGGUAAAUGGUGUUCCAGGAGCUAAAGGGCAAACAGGGCCAAAGGGAGAACCUGGGAAAGCUGGACCUGCCGGGUUGCCAGGGGUAGAUGGUGUUCGAGGAACUAACGGGCAAAAAGGAGAGAAAGGAGACAAGGGCACUCCAGACCGAGGCUAUGCUGCACGGAACUGCAAAGAACUGCUCAACUUGGGCACUAUCUUCAGUGGCUGGUACACCAUAUAUCCUGACGGAAAGAAAUCACUAACCGUUUAUUGUGACAUGGAUACAGAAGGAGGAGGAUGGAUAGUAUUCCAGAGGCGAUAUGAUGGCACAGUGAAUUUUUUUAGAGACUGGAAGGACUACAAGCGAGGCUUUGGCAAUCAGCUGAGUGAAUUCUGGCUGGGAAAUGAUAAUAUCCAUCUGCUGACAUCAUCUGGAACACAUGAGUUACGGGUUGACCUGACCGAUUAUGAAAAUAAUUACAGUUUUGCUGCCUAUGCUUCAUUUGCCAUUUUGGGUGAAAAGGACAAUUAUCAGCUGAAGAUCGGAGCUUUUACUGGAGGCAGUGCAGGUGACUCUCUUGGACACCAUAACAAUAGUCCCUUUACUACAAAGGACAAGGACAAUGAUGAAUAUCCCACCAACUGUGCAGCAGAAUUUAAGGCUGCUUGGUGGUAUGCAAAAUGCCAUACCGCCAACCUGAAUGGUCUGUAUUUGAGGGGAGCACAUGAGAGUUAUGCAAAUGGAGUUAUUUGGGAAUCCGCUAAGGGAUUUUAUUAUUCUUAUAAAAUCACAGAAAUGAAGUUCAGACCCGUGUAACCUGCAAUAUCUGAAGAAAGACUUCUUGUCCAACAAACCAUUCUGAUGUUUCCUUUUAUUGUCCUGGUGUUGUAUAAGAGAUUUAAAUAAAGAUUUUGAUUGGCUGCUAUGGAUCAACAAUUAUUUCUGCAGGAACUUUAAUAAAUAAGACGGUUUAUAAAGUG
Messenger RNA from Rana temporaria (common frog), 1249 nucleotides. Its product is annotated as ficolin-1-B-like. Lineage: Eukaryota; Metazoa; Chordata; Amphibia; Anura; Ranidae. The transcript is spliced from 11 exons. The coding region runs from base 60 to 1085 and encodes 341 amino acids. The record is from RefSeq and is a predicted model, not a curated record.